AUCGUAAAAAAAAACCUAACCUAACCUAACCCAAAUAUUCAAAUAACGUUCCGAUCUGUUCCGAUCAUAACGUCGUAUAGUAAACAUUACAGUAUUAGUUAACUUUUGAACUUAACAUGUAUUAUCAACGUUACGACAGCGAAGAAGAAUUUGAACCGAGAGUUAUACCGAAACCUUUAACUAAACACGAUUGCUUUGUAAAGCCAACUGUGCCAGAAGUAUCUUUGAUUUUUGAAAAAUCCACAGUGAAAAAUCAAAACAAUGGAAGAACUGAUUUGUUACAAGCAAGAUCAGUGAAACCAGUACAGUUUUCUGAUGGUGUGGAAAUCACCAAUUCUAUAUUGCCCAUUUCACACAAUUCUAAUUCUUAUGCAGCAUGGAAGGAACAGAAUUAUUCUAGAGAAAUUACUUCUACGAAUACAACAUGCAUUUCACCAUUAUAUAAAAAUACUGAUAAUUAUACAUUGCCAUCAAGUUUACAAAAUGCUUCUAUACAAAAGCAACAAGAGCAAGCAGAUGCUAAUAAUAAGCAAAAACGAUUGCAAAAUGCUAGUAAGAAUGAUAGAGUAAAUGAGAAAAUUAUAAAAUUUCAGUGUUCCAAUACAGAGAAUUCUUAUGAUCUCAAAAGUCGGACUCAUUUAUUAUCUUCAAAUAAGCACUUGUCUUCUGAUUCUGGACAGAAAACAACGCUUGAUAUGAUUGAUUGUACUACAGGCAUAUCUAAUAAUACUAGUUCAAAUUCACUGAAAAAACCUCAACAUUUUCAAACACAUCAGCAAUUUCAUGUACCUCAAUACAGCUACUCAAAUUGUAAUACAGACAAUAAUGAAACAAUAAAAACCCUAUUGCAACUUAUAAAUAGCCAAAAUGAUCAAAUAAAAAAUUUACAAUUUCAGAUAGAUAGACUAGUAAGAAUGCAAGAAGAAAAUUUUAAAAAUAAAUCAGCUUGUUCGUGUUCACAACACUUUUCAAAUCAAAUAUUUAAAUAUCCUAUAAAUUGUUACGAUACUGCUCUUGCUUCUUUUGCACAAUCUCAAAAUCAAGGAAAUAUAGUUUCUAAUACAAAGAAAAAUAUAGCUUCUCAGAAUAUAUCUGGUAUAGAGAAUCAAGGUCUAGAGAACUUUGGUGAAAAUAAAUUUCAAGAAACUGCAUUAUUGGAACAGUCAUCAAAAAAGACUUUCAUGGAGCAAAAGGUUUCUAUUGGUGUUAUGACUAGUCUUGAGUUUACUGUGCAAAAUAGUCCGUUUCUUAUAGACUCUGAAAUAUCUGAGAAAAAGGAAGCUCACAGAGAGAAUAACAAUAUUAGUAGGAUGAAUACUAUAAAUAUACAUGAUACAAUGGAGCCUGUUAAUAGAUAUAAAAAUACAUUAUCAUGCAAGCCUGGAGUGGCUCAAUUGGAGAACAUAGUUGAGGAUUCAGAAAGUUACUUAUCCUCUAGCCAACAGCAAAGUAGUAAUUUCAAUACUGAUUCUGUGAAAGAAACUUUGAAGAUGUAUCAACAUCAUCCUACUGAUUUAAAUUGGGAAAAAAUACAUAAAGGAAUAUAUAAUAUAGGGAAAGAUGCUAACAUAAAUAAACAAGCACAGAAUGCAAAGGAAAUAUCAAACAUGUCUAUGAAUGUAGAUUAUAGUCCUAUUGGAAGUGCAAUUUGCAGCAGACGGCUUAUUGAACAAACCAAUGAUUAUAUUACGAUAGAUGGUAACACUCCAAUAACAGAUUAUUUUAAUGAUAGAAAUAAAGAAUACAGUGCUAAUGACAGACAGAUUAAAGAUGUGAGCAAUAGCAUGGUAUUGAGUGAAGGUGAUCUUAAAAUAUUUGAGAGACCUCCACCAACUCCAGAGCCAAGUAUUCGCAUCGAAAUUCAGGAGUAUGUGAGUGAUGACGAGAGUGAUACGUUGAGGCGUACUCCAAAAAUAGGUUGGACUAUCUACAAGAAUGUUUUGGGACAAGUUAAGGAAAUUUUAGACAAUUCUGAUGUUAUAAGUAAUAAAGAUCUAAAUAAUGCUAAAACAGCUUACAACAAUGAACAAGAAAAUGAUAUGGAAACUCGAGCAUUAACUGUUAAAGCAACUUUGGAAGAACUUCGGAAACUUGGAUCAAAUGAUAAUGAGAUGUUGGACUUUGAUUCAUCUUUUUAUCCUCGUUUGGAUCAUCAAGCAAAUAUGACACAUCUCACAAGUAGUGUAAAUGAAACAAAUAUAAGUAUGCAUAUGAAAGCAUUGGCAUCAAAAUAUUUAAGUGACAAACAACUGGCUGAUAUAGCAUUGCAGAAACAAGAAUCUUCAUUGACACAUUUUAUGAUGAGCAAUAUGCAAGGGACCAAUAUGUCAUUAGCUACAAGGCAUUAUUUAGAAAAAUAUCAACUUCUUCCAGGAAAGAAUAAUAUUUAAAUUGAAGAUAAGGAUCAAAUAUAUGACAAAGUCACAUCUAAACAUGAUUUUAAAUCGAUGACUAUAGAUAAAAAUCCUGCAGUACUUCGAUUUCCUUUCGUACAAACAUUUGGAACCACUUAUCCUAGUAGAAUAAUAGAUUUUUCAACUUUAAAGCGACAACCAAAUUAUUAUGAAUCUUAAAUCAAAUUAUCCCGAAAAGAUCAAUUUUUUAUUAUAUACAGCUUAUUUUUAUAAAAAUCUUAUUUAAAAUAAUUUGAAUUUAUGUAUUUAACGGAAGUUGAUAUCUAAUUUAAUGGAGACUCAAUCUUUCCUUUGUGAAGACUCGAACAGUGUCUUAAAAAGUAUUUCACUUUUUUCUUAAAAAUUAAUUUGAUCACGAUGAGAACUUGUAUUUUACUUAAAAGACAAUUAAUGUAUGAAUACAAAUGUUAUUGCAAUCAUUUGUUGUUAAUAUACACUAAAGUUAAGAUGUAUGUAUGCCAUAAGCUCCGGUAAAUGUUGCGGUGAUUAACCAGAAAUCAGGCGCAAAUCUCUGGCUUGCCGCACUGCAUUUACGUUGAGAUUGAAUUUAAAAAAUUUGUUUCACACUAUGCAUGUUUGACUGUAGUCGGAAACUAUCGGAAAUUUUCGAGAUUUAGUGAAAACUAUUGAAUGUUUAUUGUAGGGAUGCACCGGAUAUGUAUCCGGAUAUCUGAUAUUAUCCAGCAGAGGCCUCUGUUUAUCUUUAUCCGGCCGGAUAAUCUGAUAUUAAUAUCAAAUUAACACCAUUGCUUAUUUCGAUCAGAGAGAAGCCUGAGAGCGGCUAUUCUGGCCUUUUCCGAUCAUUUAUAGCGUCGCCAACGUCCAUUUUCGCGUAUGGAAUUAUAAAUUACAUCAAUUUUGCGACACUGUCGAUAAAAAAUUUUUAUCGACAUUGUUGCAAAAUUGAUGUGAUUUAAGACUACAGCACAAAAUAUUUGGUAUUAUCUUCAAUAAAAAGAAUAGACAAUUCUAUAUCGUGGUGGAGAAAACAUUAUUCCGAAUUUUUAAAUUAAAAAAAGUCUUGUUUUAAAAUAUUUAAGUGCUCCACCCUCUUUAGUAAAUUUCGAAAGGCUAUUUAGUUCCGCGGAAAACAUUUAUGUAGACAUUCGAAAUAAAUUACUUCCAGACAAUGCAAAAAUGCUAAUUUUUAUAAUAAAAAAAUUUUAAUAUUUAAUUUUAAUAUAAUUGUUUAACAAUUGUUCGGAUUAAGUUGAAAAUGGAGAUAAUAAAACAUUGUUUCUAUCAAAAUAAGUAAUAUUUUUUUUUUUUUUUUUGAUAAUUUAACUUUAUUUUUGCAAUAUAUUCAUCCGGAUAAUAUCCGAUUUAUCCGGCUAGCCAUUAAAAGUCACUAUCCGGUGCAUCUCUAGUUUAUUGAAAGAGACGAGUUUACGUAAACUUCGAAUUGCCUUCUGCAUUUGCCGGAAUUCACCACAUGGAGUCUUAGUUUGAUAAUAUAUCUUCGGCAUAUAAGAUGCAGCAAGGCCUACCGUGCGGUAGCCAAUCAAAGUUGGAUAGAUUUUAUCUUCUGCGCGGCAGAUAAUAUGAUUAGCUACUGCGACUACUUCUGCCGUGUGACAAGUUUUGUCACGUUCUAUGUGCCGGAGCCAUAUCAAUUCAAAUUGUGUCACAUAAUACUCUGAAAUUUUAAUCAGAAGAAACAUCAAUAAUAUAUGAUAAGAAUAAAAAGUAACCUAUUCUCUUUUUGUA
Solenopsis invicta (red fire ant) is the source of this 4121-nucleotide messenger RNA. RefSeq names its product asparagine-rich protein. The record is from RefSeq and is a predicted model, not a curated record. Lineage: Eukaryota; Metazoa; Arthropoda; Insecta; Hymenoptera; Formicidae. The transcript has 4 exons. The coding region runs from base 117 to 2390 and encodes 757 amino acids.